UUCAAUUAUCUUGCGCCCUGCACCCGAAAGGCUCCUGCUGACCCUUUGCUCUCUGUGUUCAAUCACGCUGCCUACUGCUUUGUGGACGUUAAUCUCGUCUUUUUGCUUUCAGUGUUACCCUGGUGUCAUUCUGUGUGAUUUGAGCGUUCGUUUUGCAUUCAUUUUUCCCGAGCCUGUUCAGUCUAUCUUCCACCAACUGCAACGGGACGUCCUUUUUCGCCCGUUCAAAACAACACGUCACGUCUUUGCUUCUACCACCCGUCUCACCCACCUCUCAAGCGCUUCAACGCCGACAUUUGAAAACUAACCAUGCACACUUCUCACACCAGAUCGAGGCGCAAGCGUGGCAAAAUCGACGACGUCGAGGACGAUGGACCGCCUCUGCAUGUCUCACGGGUUGAAGACACCCAGUCUGAAGCUUAUUCUCGCUCUCGUCAUCAACAAAGAGACUCUUACGUCCCUUUCGCAACCAGAAAUUUCUCUGACAUGAGUUGGGAACCUCCUCCAGCUUUUGACUCACUGGUAGCACCUGACCGUUUUCACUCCCGUUCGUCCGAUGUCCAUCAUCGUGGUGGCAGAGAUAGUUACGACCUCCACGAUGAUGAUCCACCGUGGUCCGUGCGUCCUAAACACGAUUGGAACCACCAGGGUAGGGAAUGGGCAACCAACCAAGGUUCUUCGGAACAACAAAAUUGGGGAGCAUCUACUUCAUAUACGGAUAGAGGUCGCAGCCACGGCUGGCAACCGGACGACAGAUGGGGGAGGAUGAUCGGGGGGACAAUCAUCAUCAUCCUAAUAAUGACAAGCCAUCACCACAACCGCCGUCGUAAUAAUCGAAAAUUUCAACAGCGAGACAAUGGUUGGGACACUCGCAGAGACAGGCAACCUCGGACGCAGGAUGUGCAGGAGGAACCACCCAAAGAUGACCGGUCUUGGGAGCCUGGUCCCGGAUGGCAAGCGCGUGGCGCCGACCAAGGGGGCAAGCACAAUCGCAAUCGCAAUAACGGAAACAAGAAUAAAAACAAGAAAAAUCAGAAUAAAAAUCGUAUUCGGAUGGAGAAGGAGAGAGAUAAAGAGCGGGAGAGGGAGCAGCGUCGAAAUGACGAUGACGAUGACCUGAACAAGUGCUUUAUGUUUUAUAUUGUGUUAUCUCUCGCAUUCUCAUGUUGUUUUGUCUACAGCUGGCAGAGACGGGAGUUCCAUCCCUUGCCUGCCAAACCUGUUCGCAUCUCCCCUGCCAAACCGAAACCGGUACCCUCCAGAUCACCGUCACCUGCGGGGACACGAUCGCGCUCACGCUCUCCUGAUUCUUACUACUCUCGUAUGUCUUCGCGAGGUCGUUCGCACUCAAGGUCCUUGUCUCCAAGAUCGCAGCAACAUAGUUACAGUCCAGUCCGGCGGCGUAGCCGGACGCCCACUGACAGGGGACGAACUGGCAGGGAAGCCCAAAGUUGGAAGUCGUACUCCCCUGGAUCGUCCGAUCGUAGUUGGACCAUGCGUAGAGGGCGUCGACGCAGCCCUUCGUCGGCCUCGUCUGUAAGCCGGAGCAGAAGCAGAAGUUCCAGCCGGAGUAUGGAUGACCGGCCCAAACCUAAACACCGUUUACCACCUGCAACUUCUAUCAACGAUAUAUCACUGUCUAUAUCACAAACCACCAUCCAACAACCACAUGGUGGUCCUCUCCCUACCUCAAGGGAAUCUGAAUCGCGGCCCAAUGGAAAGACGAGAACGAAUGGAAAGCAAGGCAAUGUAAGCACACUCAAUGCGGCCUCAGAUAGGUGCUGAUUAUUUUGCAGCGACGUCGACAUUUCUCGCCGGCUGCUGAGCAAAUGCCUCCUCCAGCCAAGGUUCCACGAACGUCUACGAAACACCAUCUAGACGAUUCUCCCAUCAGCUAUCAUCCAUCAUCCGCAUCUGUCCUGGCUGAUCAUG
This is a messenger RNA of Suillus subaureus, 1932 nucleotides long. RefSeq lists its product as uncharacterized. Bases 310 to 1785 code for a protein of 491 amino acids. Lineage: Eukaryota; Fungi; Basidiomycota; Agaricomycetes; Boletales; Suillaceae. The record is from RefSeq and is a predicted model, not a curated record. The transcript has a single exon.